Molecule: messenger RNA, 894 nt
Organism: Anopheles stephensi (Asian malaria mosquito)
Lineage: Eukaryota; Metazoa; Arthropoda; Insecta; Diptera; Culicidae
Exons: 2
Coding region: 97-714 (205 amino acids)
Source: RefSeq, a predicted model, not a curated record
UUGUUUGGCAAAACAAAACACAACUGCUGCCAAGUACAGUUUGAAAAUACGUUGUGAGCGUCCUGCAUCAAAUUUUCCUCUUCAGUUCACCACAAAAUGGCAAUUAAUCCCGAAAAGGAGGAGUACGAGCUGCAGUACUUUAACUUCUCGUCGGAAGAACUAGUGGCGCAAAACAUACAAAUGGUACAAUCGCUGCUUAACAAAUCACUCACCGUCUUCACGGAACAGUUGAUCCAGAAGCAAAAGAUCCCGGACGAUCCCGCCACACGGCUGCGUGCCGGCUGCAACAAAACCGCCAUCGCCAUCUACAACGAUUGUUUGCCGGCGAUGAACAACCUGAACGCGCUUUAUCGGAAAACCUUUGUCAUACCGGACAACGUGUUGAUACCGACGGACCUGUUACAUACGCGCGGAUACACGGAGGAGCUGGAGAAAAGUUUAGAGCAAGAGGUACAGACGGCCAAAGACGCCGUCAUGCAAGGGGCCGUCUUCCUGGCCUCGCUAGAGGCCGAACUCGAGCUGCACCGAGAGCUGGAAGCGUGCUACGAAGCGGAAGAGGAAAUAAUUGAACAGUUGAAAGAUUUCCAGGAGGAAGAGAUCGAUCCGGACGAUGUGUCGGAUCUGGUGAAGCGAUUAGAAAUAGCCGGUAUCGUUGUGGAUGGUAACGCACAAGAGAGCAUCGUAGAGCUUGAUAAUUUUUUAUUACAAAAAUAAUAGAAAGCAUAUGCUGCUUGAUUGUUUCCCUAUAGCAACCCUCUGACCGGCAGUGUGUGUGUGUGUACGUAAAUCGUAAAUCUGUUUAACACUUUUUUCUUCCCACAAAACUUCGAGAGGUCACAAUGUGUAUCGAUAUCGAUCGAAAGGAGCGUGAUAAUACAAACUCGGUAACAAAUA